CUCUCCAUCCGCACACCCGCAGACUUGGGCUGGAGCCACCCUUGUCAAUAGCCUGGUGUCUGUGCACAUUCGACUUGCCGCCGAUCGCCAUAGCACCUGUAGACAGUGCGUGCCCCUAGCUGUCCUGAUUACUCCGGGCCAAGGAGGGCCAUGAUUAUUCCGGCUGGAACUCCCGAGACCAGCUUGCUGCGGGUUUUGUUCCUGGGACUGAGUACCUUUGCUUCCCUCGCACUGGCCAAGCUGCAGCUGCACAUGCCCACCGGCAUCAGCAAGUUGGAGGCCGUAGAGGGACAGGAAGUGGUGCUCCCCACCUGGUACACGGUGACACAGGAGAAGCCUUCGUCCCAACCCUGGGAGGAGCCCGUCCUGUUUUGGUUCUUGGAACAAAAAGGGAAGGAGCUAGACCAGGUGUUGUCCUAUUUCAAUGGGGCCCUGUCAAGUAAACCUCGAGUAUCCCUUGUCCACUCUGUCUCAACACGGAACGUGUCUCUGAGGCUGGAGGCCCUCCAGGAGGAAGACUCUGGAACCUACCGUUGUUCUGUCAGCUUUCUAGACAGUGGAGGCCCAAAACCGGACCACAACAGCAAAAGCAUAGAGCUCCAAGUGCUGGUUCCUCCAGCUCCUCCAUCCUGUAGUUUCCAGGGCGUACCCUAUGUGGGGACCAAUGUGACCCUGAAUUGCAAGUCCCCAAGGAGUAAGCCUAUUGCCCAAUACCAGUGGGAGAAGCUGGCCCCAUCUCCCCAGGUCUUCUUUGGACCAGCCUCAGAUGCCAUCCGUGGAUCCUUAAAGCUCACCAACAUUUCCACUUCCAUGUCUGGAGUCUAUGUCUGCAGGGCCCAAAACAGAGUGGGCUUCGCCCAGUGCAACGUGACCCUGGAAGUGAUGACAGAGUCUAAGGCUGCUGUGGUUGUUGGAGCAGUUGUGGGCACUCUGCUCGGGUUGGUGCUGUUGGCUGGACUGAUCUUGUUGUACCAACGCCGAAACAAGACCUUGGAGGAGCUGGCUAAUGAUAUCAAGGAAGAUGCCAUUCCUCCCCGGACCUUGCCUUGGACCAAAGGUGCAGAUACAAUCUCCAAGAACGGGACGCUUUCCUCCGUCACCUCGGCACGAGCUCUCCGGCCACCCAAGGCUGCUCCUCCAAGACCUGGCAGAUUUACCCCCACACCCAGUGUCUCUAGCCAGGCCCUGUCCUCCCCACGACUGCCCAGGACCGAUGGGCCCCCACCUCAGCCAGUGUCCCUGAGCCCCGGUGGGGUUUCUUCUUCUUCCCUGGGCCGAAUGGGCGCUGUGCCUGUGAUGGUGCCUGCUCAGAGUCAGGCUGGGUCUCUCGUGUGAUGGCUCAGGCACUCAUUGACUAAGGCUGGCAUCUCACCUUCCUGUGAACAUCACCCGUGGCACAGAGGAUGGAAUCUUGGAAGGAUAGUCACACUCUAGACCUCCAGUCCUCUGCCCCUACAUCCCUUUGUUGUUGGAAAAGUGGGUCUCAGUAAGACCAAAAUCUGGGGCAGAGGAGAAAUGAAGGAAAUGGACCUGAGAUUUUCUCUGUGUGUGUGUGGGGGGUGGUCCAUCUCUUCCCUGCUUCUCUCUAUGAAGCCAGAAGGAUGAUGCUGAGGUUGGCUGCCCUCCAAGGACUCUGGAGGAGACUGCCAGUCAGUGAGGCCCGUGGCUCUGUGAUCUCUAUAAACACCCUGCCUACCCCUGCCCUUUGCUUUCCAGUCCACUUCCCUGUAUUAAUAUAUAGCCUGACCUGCUGGCUUGCCUAGGUUUUGUUGGAGCAGGGUAUAGGAAAGACAUUUUCAAAAACUAACUCGAAAUCAGUGUUUUUGUUUUUAUUUUGCCAGUUUCAAUAAAGAUACUUUGCAUUUUCA
Messenger RNA from Mesocricetus auratus (golden hamster), 1868 nucleotides. It is a transcript of the gene Esam, whose product is annotated as endothelial cell adhesion molecule. Gene Ontology annotation, biological process: homophilic cell-cell adhesion. The record is from RefSeq and is a predicted model, not a curated record. Bases 151 to 1335 code for a protein of 394 amino acids. Gene Ontology annotation, molecular function: cell-cell adhesion mediator activity. Lineage: Eukaryota; Metazoa; Chordata; Mammalia; Rodentia; Cricetidae. The transcript is spliced from 7 exons. Gene Ontology annotation, cellular component: adherens junction; plasma membrane.